Molecule: messenger RNA, 459 nt
Organism: Pneumocystis jirovecii RU7
Lineage: Eukaryota; Fungi; Ascomycota; Pneumocystomycetes; Pneumocystales; Pneumocystaceae
Product: 40S ribosomal protein S13
Exons: 6
Coding region: 1-459 (152 amino acids)
Biological process (GO): translation
Cellular component (GO): nucleolus; ribosome; cytosolic small ribosomal subunit
Molecular function (GO): small ribosomal subunit rRNA binding; structural constituent of ribosome
Source: RefSeq, a predicted model, not a curated record
AUGGGUCGUAUGCACACACCUGCAGGAAAGGGCAUUUCAAGCUCAGCAUUGCCCUAUUGUCGUGCUCCUCCUUCAUGGUGUAAAAUAGAGUCAGAAGAAGUUUGUGACCUGAUAUUUAAAUAUGCAAAAAAAGGGUUUUCUCCGAGUCAAAUUGGUGUAGUUUUACGUGAUAGUCAUGGGAUCCCUCAAGUGAGAUUUAUUACAGGUAACAAAAUUUUAAGGAUUCUUAAAUCCAAUGGGCUUGCACCAAAAAUACCUGAGGAUUUAUAUCACUUAAUAAAAAAGGCAGUAACAGUUCGAAAGCACCUUGAACGCAACCGGAAGGAUAAAGAUUCGAAAUUCCGUCUUAUUCUUAUUGAAAGUAGAAUUCAUCGUUUAGCGCGAUACUACAGACGUACAGGUGCUCUUCCUCCUGUUUGGAAAUAUGAGAGUGCAACUGCAUCUACAUUAAUUGCAUAA